CGCGCGCCAUCUUGUCCCCUCAACUCGACGUAACAGAGUGCUUCGCGUGCGUCUGCCUCCAUCCCAGAGAAUAAGAGACAAAACGACCUAAAAACAGACUUGAAUGAAUUAAGAGACGUCGGUCCGCUUCUCGCGCAUCUCGUCGGACGCAUUCCUUCGCGAUAUUCGUUAAGGUUAACGACUAUUUUUGUCGUUUUCUCAUUUAAUGGCGUUGUGAAGGAACUGCCAUGGCGGUUAGUCAGCAGCAACAACAGCAGCAGGCCUUGAGCAAACCGACCGGCGGGAAACACGGAAAUAAUUUGCCAUUAUGGGGCAACGAGAAGACUAUGAACCUCAACCCGAUGAUUCUGACCAACGUGCUUUCUUCGCCUUACUUCAAGGUCCAGCUGUACGAGCUCAAGACGUACCACGAGGUGGUCGACGAGAUUUACUUCAAGGUCAACCAUGUGGAGCCAUGGGAAAAAGGCAGCAGGAAGACAGCUGGGCAGACGGGAAUGUGCGGAGGGGUUCGAGGAGUCGGGACAGGUGGAAUCGUGUCCACAGCAUUUUGUUUGCUGUAUAAGCUGUUCACAUUGAAGCUGACACGGAAACAAGUGAUGGGUCUUAUCACUCACUCCGAUUCACCCUAUAUCAGGGCAUUGGGCUUCAUGUACAUCAGGUAUACUCAACCUCCUCCUGACUUGGUUGACUGGUAUGAUGAGUUCCUUGACGACGAGGAGGAGCUGGACGUGAAAGCUGGAGGAGGGUGUGUAAUGACGGUUGGAGAGAUGCUUCGCUCCUUUCUGACCAAGCUGGAGUGGUUCUCAACAUUGUUUCCACGAAUACCUGUACCUGUGCAGAAGGCAAUUGAUCAGCACAUGAAGAGCAGACCACGUAAACCCCCGCAAAAAGACGAGCAGGAAGAAGAGGAGGAAGAGGCUGCAGCAGCACCAGCAGCCGAUACAGGCAGGCAUGGAGAUAGGCGCCGUUCCAGGACACCUAGGAGAAGUCCAAGUCCCAGGAAAUCCCAGAAUCGCUCCCGGAGUCGCAGCCAUCACAAAGAAAGACAUGGCGCUAGCUUUGAUCAUGAACUGGAGAGAGAACGAGACCGUCAGCGCAAAGAACGGGAAGGAAAAGACCGGGAUAGAGAUAGAGACAGGGACCGAGAGAGAGACAGGGAGAGAGACCGAGAUAGACGACGUUCCAGAACUCCAGAGCGAAACACAGAACGACGGCGGAGCCGGAGCAGGGAACGACGCCGAAGUCGAAGCACCAGCCGAGACAAGAGGACAGAGAGGAAAGACCGAGAUAAAGACAGAGAGGCAGAGAGUGAGAGAGAGCGUAGUCGCAAGAAAGACAGAGAGCACCAUAAAGAUCGAGAGAGGUCAAAAGACAAGAGGAGUAAAGGAGAGGGAGAAGAGAGGAGGCAUAAGGAUGAUAAGGAGGAGAAAAAACACAGGGAAGAAAAGAGAAGCAAGCGCUCGAGAAGCAGAAGCAGAGACCGGAAACACAAAGCUGAGAGAUCUAGCAAGAAACGCUCCCGCUCUGGCAGCAGGAGCAGGCAGGAAGCAGGGGAAGAGAAGAACAGGAAGCGGGAACGCAGCCAUAGUAAGGAUCGCCAACACAAGCGCAGUCGCAGCAAAGAGCGAUCGCACCGUCGGGAAUCCAGCAAUGAACGAAUACAUGCAAAACAAGAGCGCCCCAGUUCUGAACCUGGAGAAAGAACAAACAGUGUUCGAGCAGAUUCCCCCUGAUCCAAGUCUGUCUUCUCCCCUCUCUCUCUCAGAUUCCCUCUGCAACGUUAUUCCGGUCCCUCUCUUAUUACUUCAUGUUCUUUCCUUUUAAUCCCCUUGUUAAAAGGCAAAAGCCUGGAUUUUUUUCUGCACUGUUGUUCACCACAUGUGUAGAUAUUAAAAAUGUAAUUUCUCUCAGUUGCCCAUUUACAAAUGUCAAGACUCAAGAUGACAUUUUAAAAUCUUUUUUUAUUAUUUCCCUUUUCUCCCAAAUUUGUUUUCAGGAUUUCCACAAAUGGCUUUGUACAUAGAGCUCAGAGAAUGUUUUAAAUUUCAACAGAGUGUCCACUGAGUUGAGUUUGUGGCACAGGGAACCGAAAGCUAUGCUGACAUUGUGCUGUUUGAUUCAUUGCUCUGUUGCAUCUCAUUUUCUAAUAAAAUUGUAUGGAAUAGAA
Danio aesculapii is the source of this 2167-nucleotide messenger RNA. It is a transcript of the gene prpf38b, whose product is annotated as pre-mRNA processing factor 38B. The coding region runs from base 228 to 1733 and encodes 501 amino acids. The record is from RefSeq and is a predicted model, not a curated record. Gene Ontology annotation, cellular component: precatalytic spliceosome. Lineage: Eukaryota; Metazoa; Chordata; Actinopteri; Cypriniformes; Danionidae. The transcript is spliced from 6 exons.